AUGUUUGUGGAUUCCAAGUUGAAAACCCUUGUGCCGUGUAUUAACACUAUAACUGCUACUGGGUGUUUGAAUGCUUGCAUCCAAGACACAUCGUUCAACCUUGGGGAUACCUUCCACCCCAAGAACAAUUUUGACCUUUACGCUGCUAUGUACUGGACUCGGCAUUAUCAAACAGCAGCCAUUAGUAAGGAUAAUACCUCUGUUCUCUCCAAACUACAAGAAUUCGUUUUCUAUGACGACGGAGAAACAAACCUGUGUUUUAUUGCUUGGCUUGAUACCAUCCAGACUGUCGCAGAGCGACUUUCUCCAGGGCACCCCCUGAAAACUGAGCUCAACUCUGUGACAAGCAUGAAUAUGAAACCUCUUUUUACUGCUUGUAUUUACGGAAUUAUUAAGAUUGUUCAUUCUGCUGUGACUGAAGAAGACUUCGAUGUGAGCGAGAAAUCGACAAUCGGCCACACGCCGCUAUACCUAGCGGCGACAUUUGGGCACGAUGCGAUUAUCCGUAUACUCAUUUCUCAUGGCGCUGAUGUAUGCCUUGAAGGAGGCAAACAUGGAGAUUCAGUCAACGCCGCUUGUGCCAAUGGUCAUGUCAGUGCAGCAAAUUUGCUCCUCAGUCACCAAUCAAAUUCUAUCUCCUCGGAUGAUGUUGAAUUAGCUUUUCAGAAGUCCUUGGUAUUAGGCCAGGAGAACGUAGCUUUGUUCCUUUUGCAAAACUUCAUCACGAUCUCGGACCAUGAGACCUACACCAAGACAGCUGAACAAGCAUCUCAAGCGGGGAUGUUCAAACUGGUGCAAUGGUUGAGCAAAUCUAUCCCAAUAAAAGGUACUGGACAUGGCUAUCUUGAAGGGUCAACUCUCAUUCAUCAAGAGGUAUUGAAGCUCCCGUUGCCUGAACAUUCAGUUGCGAACGCAGCUUGUAUGGGUCAUGUCGACAUCGUUUCAUUUUUCUUGGAUGAAGGAGUCAGCAUUGAAAUCGAGGGACCACUUGGGAGUCCUCUUCGAGCUGCCAGUCUCAUGGGCCAUGAAAUGGCUGUUCGCUUGUUGAUUGCUCGGGGGGCAAGCAUUAACGCCACUGGGAAAUUUGGCGACGCCCUCCAGGCUGCAGCGAUGAAUGGCCACAGGUCAAUCACGCUGUUUUUGAUCCAAAAUAAAGCAGACGUCAGCGCGGAAGGCGGUUACUAUGGGAAUUCCCUUCAAGCUGCUGCAUCUCGUGGACAUGUUGAGGUGGCAGAGGCUCUAAUCGAUGCUGGUGCACGGGUUGCCGCCAAAGGCAGGUAUAAAGAUGCUUUUCUUGCUGCCGCCGAAGCAGGCCAUCAUGCUGUGGUGGCCCUAUUUAUUGGAAAGAGCUUCCAGUUGCCGCGACGUUACGUUCAGUCGUGCAUGAAACUUUUGUUCAAGGAUCUCUUAGGGUAUCGCCUCCUCUGA
Penicillium concentricum is the source of this 1428-nucleotide messenger RNA. Its product is annotated as ankyrin repeat domain-containing protein. Gene Ontology annotation, molecular function: protein binding. The record is from RefSeq and is a predicted model, not a curated record. NCBI's taxonomy places the organism in Eukaryota, Fungi, Ascomycota, Eurotiomycetes, Eurotiales, Aspergillaceae. The coding region runs from base 1 to 1428 and encodes 475 amino acids. The transcript has 3 exons.